GCGGGGGGUGGGACGUCGGCGGCCCAGCACCCGGACAACCCCGCCCCUGGCCCACGUCGCCAGUCUCGGGUCGGGUUGGGCCGGGCCGGGGGUGUACGGUGAUGGGCAGCGGGUUGGAGUUGGCACUUAUGGUCGCGCUAUUGCUCGGGGUGGCGGGGAAGGCGCCGCCGGUGCCGCUGGACGAUGUGGUGGUGGAGAAGCGGUUCGAGCCGCGAGAGUGCGUGCGGGCGGCGGAGCCCGGGGAUUUCGUCCGCUACCACUACCUGGGCACCCUGGCCGGGGGCCGGCGCUUCGACUCCAGCUACGAUCGAAGUUCCACUCACAAUGUGUUUGUGGGCAAAGGCCGACUGAUUGCUGGGAUGGACAAAGCUCUGAUCGGGAUGUGUGUGAAUGAAAGACGCUUCAUCAAAGUGCCGCCUCACCUGGCCUAUGGCAGUGAAGGACUGUCUGAUAUGAUCCCACCUGAUGCCACCUUGUUCUUUGAUGUGUUGAUGCUUGAUAUCUGGAACCCUGAAGAUAAAGUGAAGAUCGAUGUUCACUAUAAGCCAGAGAACUGCAGCCGCAUUGUGCAGGUGUCUGACUUUGUUCGUUACCACUACAAUGGAACCCUCCUCGAUGGCACCCUCUUUGACUCCAGCCACACUCGCCAGCGGACCUUUGACACCUACAUUGGAAUUGGUUGGCUGAUACCAGGCAUGGAUGAAGGGUUAUUGGGCAUGUGCAUAGGGGAGAGAAGGACGAUCACCGUUCCCCCUUUCCUGGGCUAUGGAGAUCGAGGAGAUGGAAAAGAUAUUCCCUCACAAGCUACCCUGGUCUUUCAUGUGUCUUUGAUCGAUUUCCAUAAUCCUAAAGACAGUGUAGCCAUUGAGCAGGAAUUUGUGCCCGAUCCCUGUCCCAGGAAGACUAAAGCGGGAGACUUUGUGAGAUAUCACUACAAUGGCACACUUAUGGAUGGCACUUUGUUUGAUUCUAGCCAUUCCCGGAAUCAUACUUACGACACCUACAUAGGAAUGGGCCAGGUGAUUGCUGGGAUGGAAGAAGGACUGCUGGGUGUAUGUGUUGGAGAGCGGAGGACCAUAGUAAUCCCUCCACACCUGGGAUAUGGUGAAGAAGGUGUAAGUGAAAGCAUCCCUGGUUCUGCUGUCCUUGUCUUUCACAUCCAUUUGAUUGAUGCCCACAACCCAUCCGAUAAAAUCGAGAUCAAAACCUACCACAAGCCCAGUAACUGCACUGCCCGAAGCAAGAAAGGGGAUUACAUCAAGUAUCACUUCAACGCAACACUAAUGGAUGGGACACAAUUAGAUUCCACUCACAACUAUGGAAGAACAUACAACAUUGUCCUGGGAUCUGGUCAAGUGGUCAUUGGGAUGGACAUGGGUCUCACAGACAUGUGUGUUGAAGAGAGACGGACUAUCAUAAUUCCACCUCACCUGGGCUACGGAGAGAGAGGGGUUGCAGGAGAGGUUCCCGGCAGUGCAGUACUUAUCUUUGAUGUGGAACUGGUAGAACUGGUCGCCGGUCUCCCGGAGGGGUACAUGUUCGUUUGGAACGAAGAGGUGUCACCGGACAUCUUCCAGGAGAUAGACGUGGACAAAAACAAGGAAAUCAGUCUGGAGGAGUUUUCCAAAUAUAUCCAGGCCCAAGUGGACAGUGGUCAAGGGAAACUGGCCCCUGGCUUUUCUCCAGAUAAGAUCAUUGAGAACAUGUUCUCCAACCAGGACCGGAACAGGGAUGGCAAGAUAACAGCCGACGAAUUCAAGCUGAAGGAUCAGGAGAAUUCCCAACAUGAUGAGCUGUAAAGCCAAGGUUGCACAUCAGUGCUGCUGUUGAGUGGAGAGUAGAGGGUUAACCUUUGGGUUCUUGUCCAUGUUUCUCUUCUACACCAUUAGGGAUAACAGUUAUCUCGAAACAUCGAUUCCCAAUUGCUCAUCCAUGACUGAACACGAUAUGUGUUCACUCAGCUCCUGACAAUAGUUGAUUCACGGGACACAUACUUCUUUUAUAGUGUUUCCUUUCCACAUUUUAUUUUUGUCAGUAUUUGAGGAAAUUCAACUCCUUCCCCUCCCCCAUCCCCUCGUAUAUACACUCCAAAUUUGUAAUUUUUAAUAUCCAAACUUACAUUCAGUAAUAUCAACAUCCAUCUGUCUUACGCACAAGAAAAUUGAAGAAUGUUUUCACAUGCAAAUGGAAUUCCUUCUGACUUUUACAUUCUGUAUUUCUUGAGAAUCACUCACAUUUAACAAAGUUAUAUCUGGGUGACUCAGUUAGACUAGAAUGCUACAAACAAGAGAUGCAAAAGCAUUACCCAGUGCAUUAAUUGUGCUUCAACCUUUUUUUGAAAGGGGAGAGGUCACAUCAGAGCAUAAAAUGAAUGGGGAGUUCAUGAGCUCUUGCUAUGUGUGUGGUAUUUGCUCCAGGUUAUGGGGAUGUAUUCACCAUGACAACAUUUAAUGGAUGGGAACAUCGGUUCACACUUGCUGCAGGGGAACCCCUGGGUUUUAUCAGCAAAUGUCAAAUCAAGAUCUGAGAGGAGAAAUAAAAAGAGAAAAUGUUGGCAAACCUGAGUGGGUCAGGCAGUAUCUGUGGAAAAAGAAAAAGAGUUAAUAAUUUGGGUUGAUUACCUCGAAGGGUCAUCGAUCUGAAACUUUAUAACUCUAUUUCUCUCUCUACAGAUGCUGUCCGACCUGCUGAACAUUUCCAGCAUUUUCUGUUUUCACUUAAGAUUUCUAUCAUCUGCAGUAUUUUGCUUUUGAAGAGGAGACUUCAGUUAGGUUGAAGUUGUGUCUAUUUAUAACAAACUCAAAAUCUGCAAAUAUUUUUAGAUUUUAUUUCUGCUCUGCUCAGGCUCUAGAGAGAAAGGUGAUGCACAUCAAUGGUACAAGGAACAAAAUCCCAAAGCCUUCCUAAGCUAAGUACCAGGGGUGCCUGUUUUUGUCCUGUUAUGGAUAAUUGGUAUCCUGGCUUUGGAACAUGGUUGUGAGGGGAACGUGAGCUGGGACAUGGUGCUGAUUGGACAGCUGCACAGACAACAUGGUCAGCAGAGUCUCUGUUGGUUUCUCACAAACUGUCUUUUAUACCUGGCAAUGUUUUUACUUCUGUGGGACUGGUGUGAAAUAAAAAUGGGGAAAUUAAAGGAAUACCAACUCUGCUACAUAGAUAAAUUUAUGUACAAGUGGUCACUUGACUCAUUGUGACGAUGCUGGCCAAAGAUCUACCCUAGCACGAUCCCACUUUGAGCUCUUGGUCUGGAGCCCUGAAUAUUAGGACACUCCAGGUGCUGCCCAGUACUUUUUUUUAAAAGGAAGAAGAGUUUCUACCUUGCCUAUCAUUUCCAAGUAGUGAGUUCCAUUCGUGACUUCUCCCCACUAACUCCUCAAAAUACCUAAAUAAAAAGUGAUAAAAGUUGCUUCUCUCCCAUAGUUUUAACAAAUUAUCAUAAAUCUAUGCCUCCCAGCUAUUGUCUGCUCUGCUCUAGCCUAAGGUUUCUCCUUGGCCUUCUCCAUUCCAAAAAAACCACAGCUUUUCCAGUCUUUCCCCAUAGCCAAAAUUUACAGCACAGCCAGUUUCACCUGUGGCUUUCCAGUGCUAUCUCCUCCUUCCUGUCAUGUGACCAGAACUGUACACUAUAUUCUACCAUUAGCAAUCUAUUUCUUCAUCUAUUUUGCAUGUAAAAUGAACAGAAUUCUACUUGUUGGAAUUUUGCCCAUUUUUUUGAUCUUUUAAAUUUCCUUUGGUACUCUAUGGCCCUUUGUAUCAUCACAAAGCUUGAAAUGUGGCAUUCUAUCUCAUCAACUGAGUUGUUAACAAAUAUUGGUAGUUAUAGCUCUAAUACAGAAAAUUGGGGAGACCACGAGUCACAUCUGGUCAGUGAGCAUCCGCCUAUUGUUCCUACUUUGUCCCCUACAGCUCAGCCAGUUUCCUGGCCGGGUCAGUAAACUCCACAAGCUUCAAUUUGUGCCAGCUUUUUGACAGUUUAUGUCAAUGACAUCGGUAGAUAGUACACUACUUCUUCAGUCACCUCAAAAAUGAAAGCAGUUUAGGCAUGACCUGCCUAUUCUAAAUCCAUGCUGGCUCUCUGAUCAACUGAAAAUAUGUGUUCAGUCGUGCUUUCCUUAAUUACGCACACCAGUAAUUUCCUGAUGUGGAAUCUAUCUGCUCUAUGAUUCCUUUAAGUCUGCCUCUCAUCUUGCUGAAAUAGCAGAGUUACAUACAUAAUUUUCCACUCUAAAUGAAUGAAUCCUGAACUGGGAGAACUUUGGAAGCGUAAUGAGCAUCUGUUAUACAACUAUCUAAUGUUAAGAUUAUAUACUUUUCUGGAUUCUAACCACUGGAGGAAAUAAUCUCGAUAAUGCAGACACACUAUCAAACUUCUACCAUUUUCAUCACCUCGGCAAUACGAGAAAACUGUGGAACUGGUCUUCAAAAUUAACCCCCCCCCCCCGCCCCCCCAACCGCUAGCCCAAACCUGGGAUCAUUCUGGGCAUUCUAGUGAAUGCACCCUCCAUAGGAGCAGUAUCUCCCCCCCCAGGACACGAAGCUCAGAAGUCAAUUUUUUGACUUGGUCCAAAUGGCUGAAAGAAAACUUCCUUUUCAAAUCCAAAAAUGCACUGAAGUUCUUUUAGACAUUUUUGAUAGCUGUUUGACUUCAAAGCAUUCCAAAGGCAAUCCCUUGAAAGUGUAGAAGGAAUUAUUUAGUGUUUCAGGACACCUAGUGAAGGUGGUUUUGGAUUCAGGAUCACUUGGCACAAUACCCAAUUAGUAACUUAGACUGACUUUCAUUCACUGUGAUAGGUUUCUAUUAAAACCCCAGAUCAUUGAUAUUUUACUGAUCAGCUUCACUUUGAAAUUCAACAGUUAUCUUCACCAGAAUAGUGGAGGAACUUUGCUUUUUGGUGCAAGUUAUAUAUUGGAGUUGUAAAGGUUCUUUUUGUAAGAAAAUUGGUUUUCUGCAGUUAAACUCCAACUUUGUUUCUGUAUUGAAUCUUUGCUUUUGGUAAACACUAAAACAUUUCAUUUGCUUUAAAGGUUCAAAUGAUCAGCUAAACCCAUCAUUUGCCUGCUCACAUUCAAACAACCAAUAACAUCAGCGUGUUCAGGUGUGGGGAGAAACAGAACCCAUGUUGUAUUGUGCUUUGAAGCCUGGCAUGGGAUACAUUUCCAUUUCUGCAAACUGGCUGAACAUUAAGUUCACCUUUGUUUUAUCUGUGGUGUUAUUUUCAUUAAAUAUUUGGGAUUUUGUAAAUUAUGGCAUUUCAUAUGUUCAAAGAAUGGCUUACUCACGGUUUACAUUCUGAGUUUAUUCAUUGAACAGUACUUCUGUUGGGAGGACAUAUUCCUUACAGCUGGAGGCAUCAUACAGAGGCAGUAUGUGUGACUGGGUAGGGAAGGUAUCUUCACUCUGGUAUGAGACUUUUUAAAUUAAGACGCAGAGCUUAAGUGUGUAGAUUCCAUCUGCCAAGAUUACUCAGCACCUUCUUAACCAGAGAUUCUGGGCUCCAACCAUUGACCUAUCCUAGUAAUCAACACAGAUCAACCUUAGGAGAGUAAUGUUUGAUCCUGCAUGAUACAGCAGGAGGGACUCAGUGGAGGUGUCAAUACAAGCCCUGACUCUGGGCAAGCUAGUGAAGGAGUCAAAUUUAAGUUUGGUCAGUGUCACAGUCUGGUGCCCCUGUAACUCAGAGGCAAAGAAUCACUAAAUGUUAAAAUUCAGGUACAGCAAACAUUUACAAAGGCAAAUGGCAAUGUCAGCCUUUAUUGUAUGAAGAUUUGAGUUAAAGUGUAAAGACAUUUUAGUGGUAAGACAUCUAGAAUAUGGUGUACAUAUCUGGUCUCCUUGCCUGCUGAAUCACCAGUGCAGAGACAGACCAACUGUUGGUGAAAGGGAUUAGUAUAGAUGGGUGGUGUGCACAGGGUGGGCUCAUGGGCCCAGAUCCAUGCUAUAAGAUCAUUCUAUAUCUAAAACUGAGGAAAUGCAAAGUUUUGCAGUUUAAUUCAUGGGAUAUGGGCAAGGGGAACCAUCCUAAGAGGAGAAAAUAAACAGGCUAGGCCUCGCUGGAGUUUUGAAGAAUGUGCAGUGAUCUCAUUGAAGCAUGCAAACUUCUUAUUGGGCAUGACAGGGAUGAGAUUUCACUUGGCUGGGAUGUCUAAAAUCAGAGAUCAUGGUCUCAAAAUUCAGGCUCAGCCAUACAGAGCUGAGAUAACAAGAAAUGUCUUCCUCCAGAGGCUGGCAACCUUUGGAAUUCCCAAUCCAAGGAGAAUGCAGAAGCUCAGUUGCUGAAUGCAUUGAAGACCAAGAUUAAUAUCCAAAAAUCUAUCAAGGUUUUAGGGUUAGGAAAGUGUUUGAGGUAAAACAUCAGCCAUGAUCUCACCAAACAGCAGAGCAGGCAUUUGAUACUUAUGUUCUGCAGAGCUUUAGAGAACCAGACUCUUAUUAAAAAGAACCAUCCAGCGAGUUUAUGAACACUGUUACUGACCCAGGUAAUUUAACUGAAUUUAAACUCUACAGCUGCUGUAGUGGGACGAGAACUCUUGUCUCUGGAUUGCCAAUCACUGCACUACCACCAUACCUCACAGAUGUCAACCUAAUGCCUUCUAUAGAUACUACACCAGCUGCUCUCACACCCACUGUAUCUACAUAUAAGAUUUACUUGUAUUUAUAGAAUGUUAUUGAUGUGGUAAAAUGAGAAACUUUAAAAUUCAGAAGGACUCAAAUUCAGUGUGGCUCCUAUGGUUACAAAUGUAUGGACUCGCAUUCCAAAUCCCCUUAUAAAGUUCAGAUGAUUGCUUCCAUUCAAGAGAUCAAAAGGAAUUUUACUUUCAACUUCAAAGUGAAUCACAACAUAAGUGGAUCAGAUGUCUGAUGGGAAAAUUAAAAUCAUGGCAUUUUCACAGCUGGAGCUUUUAUAGUAAGCUAAUUGGAUCAGGUCACCCAACUGAGCAGCACUUGUAAAUGUAGUUGAUGUAUAUUAUAGCAAUGUACAAAUGACCAAAUAAUCUUACCAACUUGGUUGCUGGAUAAAUAUUGGCCAGGAUACUGGGAAGAACUUUGAUGCUGCUGUUCAAAAUAGUGCCACAGGACUGUUCACAUCCACUUGAGAGUGGAGACAGGGCUUUAGUUUAAGUGUCGUUCAAAAAAAAAAACAGCAACUUUGACAGCACAGCACUUCCCCAGGGCUGCAGUGAAGUGCCAAGGAAGUUGUUGUAUUGAAGUCCAAAACAAAUUGAUACCAAACCAAAAGAGUCAGAGAGAGACAGCAUGGAAACAGGCCCUUUAACCCAAUGAGGCUGUGCUGACCAUCAACCACCCAUUUUAUGUUAUUUUUAUUCUUCCCAUAUUCUAUAACAUAGAACAGGUCCUUCGGCCCAUGAUGUCUGUGCCAAACAUUAUGCAAAAUUAAACCAAAUCUCUUCUGCCUGUAAAUGAUCCAUAUCCCUCCAUAAUCAUGUGUCUGUCCAACAGCCUUUCAAACGUAUCCGCUUCCACCACUACCCCUCGGAGCCUAUUCCAGGCGUUCUCAUCAGCUUUCCUCAGAUCCUACCACCUGGCUGCGCACUUGGGGCAAUUUACAGUUGCCAAUUAACCAAUAGGUCUGUACGUCUUUGAGAUAUGGGAGGAAACUGGAGCGGCCAAAGAAACCCACACAGUCACAUGGAGAAUGAGCAGACACAACAGAGACAGCACCCUAGGUCAGGACUGAACCUGGGUUUCUGGGGCUGCAAAGAGCACUGCCCACUUUGCUCCUGCUGACACUGUAAUGACAGUGUAGAUGUAUUUACCCUCGUCCCAUUACCUU
Messenger RNA from Pristis pectinata (smalltooth sawfish), 7793 nucleotides. RefSeq names its product FKBP prolyl isomerase 9 (gene fkbp9). The record is from RefSeq and is a predicted model, not a curated record. Gene Ontology annotation, molecular function: peptidyl-prolyl cis-trans isomerase activity; calcium ion binding. Bases 102 to 1799 code for a protein of 565 amino acids. Lineage: Eukaryota; Metazoa; Chordata; Chondrichthyes; Rhinopristiformes; Pristidae. The transcript has 10 exons.